CGUCCCCAGUGACCUCGGCAGCCGGCACCCCCACGACAACCUCCUCGCUCUCUCUCCUCUCUCUCUCCUCGCCUGUCUCCGUCUCUCUGUGUCUGCCCGUGCCAUGGAGUCCCUCCACGCGGACGAGUCGGCCCCACGGGAGGAGGCGGCCUUGCCCCGCACCUGGUUCCAUCCCGGCACCGCGAGCGACGACGCGGGCCCCGGCUGGGCUGCGCAGACUGCCGCGGGGCUGCGAGACGCGGCGGUCGCCAUGGAGGAGUGGAGCCUCCACAACCAGACGAGGCACGCCGAGACGCGCACCGCCGUGGAGCUGCCUGCGUGCGCGCGCACGGCCGCGAGCGCGCGAGUGGCGGAGGAGCGCGCGGGCGCGCACGCGCGCUACGCGCAGAGCACACGGCGCAUCGGGGAGCGCCUGGCGCACGUGCACGCGUGGAGGAGCGAACUGGAGCGCGAGAUCCAUGAGGUGACGUCGGAGACGGAGCUGCUGGUGGAACAGAAGCGGCGCCUGGAACGAGCUCUGGACGCCACGGAGAUGCCCCUCGCGCUCUGCACGGACAACCUCCGCGCCCGCGAGCGCCGCCCGGGCCCCGAGCUCGUCCACGACGGGCCGCACGAGCAGCUCCUGCAGGAGGUGGAACUCAUCUCCAGCGUGCAGGCACUGCUUAGGCGAACCCUGGACAAAGCCAUAGAGCAGAUACGCUUGAACCGCGACGCGAAGCAGGAGCUGGAGGCGGAUUGGUCGGACAAGCACGAGGCUUACGCGGCGGACGUCACGUGCGGGCACCUCAACAACCAAUCGGCAGGCGCCGCGCGGCACGCGCACGCUGCCAGCGCGCACGAGAAGACAUUGACGGUGAGCGGCUGGGAGCAGCGUGCGCGCGCCAACGUGGAGCGUGCGCAGCGCGAGCGCUCCGUGUCGGCGCGGCUGCGCGAGGUCGCGGGCCUCCUGCUGAGCGACGCGGCGCGCGACCUGCGCGACCGCAACGAGGGCGUGGGGCGGGCGCUCGAGCAGCGCGCCCGGGAGGUCAACGAGGUCAAGGUGGACCUCGAGCACCAGCUGAGCAAGGUCCUGGAGGAGACGUCGGCCCAGGAGAAGAAUGCGAAGGAGCUGGCGUCGGCCCUGCGUGACCUGGAGGCCCCACGCAGGGUGACCGAGACGCGUCUGCGCCUGCGUGGGACGCGGCCCUCCUCCGAGCUCUGCCACGACCCUGCGCACGAGAGCCUCCUGGAGGAGCUGGGGGAGCAGCACGCGCGCGCGGAGUCACUGCGGGGCGCGCUCGGGGAAGCGGAGGCGGCGCUGGACGCCCUGGGGGCGGCGAGGGCGCAGCUGCAGCACGAGCUGGCCAACAAGGCGGCCAGCAUCGCCACGGAGCGCCAGCGCUGCAUCCCGCCCCGGGCCGGCUUCCCUAGCGCCGUGCGCCUCUCCGGCUACUGAGGAGCCCCGUCCUGCUCCUCCUCGUGUCAGGGUCGCGCGAGGUCAGUCGCUGGUGGAAGCGAAUUGGGAGCGGUGGGUGGGUGAGUGGUGCAAGGCCGUAAUUAUAAGAAAUAUCACGGGGGGUACACAUCCCUAAUCUCUGCGAUUACAUACAAUGAAACAGGAAAAGGUAAAAAAGAAAACAACAGAGCAAUGUAAUACAAUACACUAUUAGAUAUUAUUGUUAAAAAUAAAUAAAAAGUCAAUCCCAUGUGUUUGUGAAUUUUAAAAUGUUUUAGGCAGGAAAUGGCAGGAGAUUCAUUUUCAAAUUUAGAUUUUUUUUUCUGGGGGGGGGGACCCCCAGACCCCCUGGAAUAUUUGGUCUCCCCCUAUGUUGACUCCAUGGCUACGGCCUUGGAGUGGUGAAUGGGUCCUUUGACAUGCAUAUGGAACUUCUUUCGCAACCGUGUGUUAGACAGCCGUGGUCAUUGGAGGUGCGGGGGAAGGACAACAAACCAAAAACAAAACGGCGAGGCAAUAAUCAUCAACUGAAGUAGGAUUCUCUACGCUCGUGAUGCAAGCAUACGCCAUGGAUGUCAGCAUCAUUGGCUGUAUUCACGAGGCGGAUUGAGACGAUAUGAAUGAGAUUAAAAAGAAUACAUGUGCUUAUCAAA
Messenger RNA from Lethenteron reissneri (Far Eastern brook lamprey), 2088 nucleotides. Its product is annotated as tektin-4-like. Gene Ontology annotation, cellular component: microtubule cytoskeleton; sperm flagellum; nucleus. The record is from RefSeq and is a predicted model, not a curated record. Gene Ontology annotation, biological process: cilium assembly; cilium movement involved in cell motility. Lineage: Eukaryota; Metazoa; Chordata; Hyperoartia; Petromyzontiformes; Petromyzontidae.